AAUCAACCCAGGAAACGAGUACCGCCCAGGAUCCCACUAUGAAGAAAUUUGAACGGAAAGCGCAGUCAGAGAGGAAACAUGGCCCUCUUUCGGUCAGCUCUGCGUCAAAAGCACCCGUGGCACCACCAAGCGGUCGGCCAGGAUGGAAAGGGCCCAGCUAUAUCAAGAAAGCACCUCGGCAACUUCCCAAACCUUCUUCACCGCAAGGGCCUGCUUCAGUGGUCCAGGAACAGCUUCUCCCGGUUGAGCUGCAGCAACUGGUCCUUGACAUCUUCCGCGACACAUUUCCUGCAUCGUAUGAUUUCGAUGCACUGAAACCCACUCUGCAGGAGAUAAAAGAUGCAUUGAUCCAAAGGAAUUUCGAUAGGGCAUUUGGAAAGGCAGAAUUUCUGGAAGCCUAUGCGAUUCGGUGGAGUCCGAGUCGAGCGCUAGCGUACUCGAAUCUGUUGGCUUGGGUCUGUGGAGAGAGAGCGGAGGAGAUAUGGGUAAAACGGUUGAUAGGCAUCACCAAGGACAGCCCAGCGAAUGUUGUAUGCUUCGGCGGUGGCGCGGCGGAAAUUAUGGCAUUUGCAGGACUUCUACGGCAUCUUCGUGCUGGCGCAGCUGGCAGACCAAAUCCUCCUGAAGACGUCUCCGAGGAGCUGGAAGCACUAUCGAUGUCUGAGUCUACUGCUACUUCGACAUCUACUGCCCUCAACCUCCAUCUUGUCGAUUCCGCGAACUGGUCUUCGGUCGUGUCGAAGCUGCAUGCUGCCCUCACAACCCCUCCAACUCUCUCCAAAUAUGCAAGCGCCGCAGCUCGCGUGGCAAACGCGUCGUUCCUCUCCUCUGACGCUCUGAAGUCCACCUUCACCCAAGGCGAUAUUCUUGAAUCUGGGAUUGAGGAUCUAAGCUCCAUGAUCGGGCCCGAACCGGCCUUGCUGACUCUCAUGUUCACCCUGAACGAGCUUUACACAGCAUCAAUGCCCAAAACAAUAGCCUUCUUGCUGAAACUGACAACGGCAGCACCAAAAGGGAGCCUACUGCUGGUGAUUGAUAGCGCUGGAUCUUGCUCCGAGACUACAAAGAAGAAAUAUCCUAUGUCUUGGUUGAUGGACCACACCAUGUUGUCAAAGAGGGUCAAGAACGGCGAGAGGGACGAAGACGAAGGCGAGGGGGAGGAGACGACAUCGGCGUGGGAGAAAGUUGUGAAUGAGGAGAGUACAUGGUUUAGGCUGGCCGAGAGCCUGAAGUACCCGGUCAGUCUGGAAAACAUGAGGUUCCAGGUGCAUUUGUUCAAGCGUUUGUAGACUCGCACACCUAGUUCAUUGUGAAAGAUCCCUCUACCACUGACGAGCCCGGAUCUGUUUGAGUGAAUUCAAAGAUAUUGCC
This is a messenger RNA of Pseudomassariella vexata, 1371 nucleotides long. RefSeq lists its product as uncharacterized. The transcript has a single exon. NCBI's taxonomy places the organism in Eukaryota, Fungi, Ascomycota, Sordariomycetes, Amphisphaeriales, Pseudomassariaceae. The record is from RefSeq and is a predicted model, not a curated record. Bases 39 to 1289 code for a protein of 416 amino acids.